AUGAGCAAUAAAUUUCCCUUCUUCCAUUUAAUCAAGCGUCCUUCCCGUGCCCUCAAAAAAUACAACUACGAUCUUCACCUCUCUUGUUACGUGAAGCCCAAUUCCUCCUUCAACCGGGUGACUGCAGUGGGAACCAAUCGAAUCGACGUGUCAGUCACGGCAGCUCCUCGUGACGGAGCAGCGAAUUUCGCCGUGUCGCAGAUCAUUGCGGAUGUGAGUCUCAAACGUCUCAAACGUUUCACUGAAACUUACACCUCACAACAGAUCCUGACAAUUUCGCUGACAUUGAUCCAGGUCUUCCAAGUCCCCAAAUCCACUGUUGAGGUGAUCCGCGGAGCCAAGGCGCGUCAAAAAACACUAUGCAUCACCGAGCUGAGCAUCGGCGACGACCAAGAGGCCUUUUUACAACAAGCUACACAAGCACUGGUUAAUGCGACCGAGAGAAAACACUCCAGGUAG
Molecule: messenger RNA, 459 nt
Organism: Penicillium verhagenii
Lineage: Eukaryota; Fungi; Ascomycota; Eurotiomycetes; Eurotiales; Aspergillaceae
Product: DUF167 domain-containing protein
Exons: 1
Coding region: 1-459 (152 amino acids)
Cellular component (GO): cytoplasm
Source: RefSeq, a predicted model, not a curated record